GGAACCAUGAAGCGGAUCAUCUUCAACAUCACCACUCAUCAUAUCUCACGGAACGCACAUCUGUCAUGACGGAACCAGCUCCAACACAGCUACCCGUCAAACACCUCUUCAGGUUAGAUGGGCGAACGAUUUUGAUCUCUGGGGGUGUCGGCGCGGUGGGAACAACCGUUGCGAAAGCAAUUCUCGAGAGUGGUGGCGACGUUGUCCUCCUGGAUCGAGUUGCUCCAACGACCGAAGCCUAUCAUGUACUCAGUGACAUUGCAAAGGCCAGCGACACAAAGGUGUGGUACCAUCAGGUGGAGGUCCAAGAUGAAGCCAGUAUCACAACCACUAUGAACGGCCUUCGAUUGCGACAUCCUAUCAGAGGUUUUGUAUCCUGCGCUGCCAUCUCUGGGGAAAGUGACGCUUGCGACUACUCAAUCGAUGUGUUUCGGAAGAUUCUCAACAUCAACAUAAGUGGCACUUUUUUGAUGGCACGAGCAGCAGCAAACGAAAUGCACAAGGCCAAUGUCACCGGCAGCAUCGUCCUGAUCGCGAGUAUGAGUGGCCACGUUAGCAACCGUGGAAUCAACACGUCCCCUUACAAUGCAUCGAAAGCCGCAGUGCACCAGCUCGCUCGCUCUCUAGCAGCUGAAUGGGGACAUGCGCAAAACACAUUCCCAGGUAGCACACCUAGCGACACAAACCCAACCCCCUCUCUCGAGCCACGCUCGGUGUACCCUCCAAUCAGAGUCAACACCCUUUCCCCUGGCCAUAUUGAAACACCCAUCAGUGAAGCAGCGCGAGUGCGCGGGCUGACAGAUGAGUGGGCAAAACAAAACAUGCUUGGACGCAUCAGCCAGCCUGAGGAGUAUCGAGCAGCAGUGCUGUUUUUGCUUGGCGAGGGGAGUAGCUUCAUGACGGGUGCGGAUCUUCGCAUUGAUGGCGGACACUGUGCUUGGUAGAUCCGCAAUAGCAGCACUUACGACAUCUGCUCCAAGACAGGCAGCUCUGCCCAUGCUCACUCCACAGGUGCAGUCACAUCGAUGUUAAGGGAGGUUCGGGUUAAGGUGACUACCGCUUUUGUCGACUAUAAUGACCGGCACAGUAAACCCUCG
Molecule: messenger RNA, 1097 nt
Organism: Dothidotthia symphoricarpi CBS 119687
Lineage: Eukaryota; Fungi; Ascomycota; Dothideomycetes; Pleosporales; Dothidotthiaceae
Product: short chain dehydrogenase
Exons: 4
Coding region: 66-944 (292 amino acids)
Cellular component (GO): intracellular anatomical structure
Molecular function (GO): oxidoreductase activity, acting on NAD(P)H, oxygen as acceptor
Source: RefSeq, a predicted model, not a curated record